Ascochyta rabiei is the source of this 3099-nucleotide messenger RNA. RefSeq names its product lumenal Hsp70 protein. The coding region runs from base 1 to 3099 and encodes 1032 amino acids. Gene Ontology annotation, molecular function: ATP binding; ATP-dependent protein folding chaperone. The transcript has 2 exons. Lineage: Eukaryota; Fungi; Ascomycota; Dothideomycetes; Pleosporales; Didymellaceae. Gene Ontology annotation, cellular component: endoplasmic reticulum chaperone complex. The record is from RefSeq and is a predicted model, not a curated record. Gene Ontology annotation, biological process: negative regulation of hypoxia-induced intrinsic apoptotic signaling pathway; endoplasmic reticulum unfolded protein response; cellular response to hypoxia.
AUGGCGCCCCCCGGACGCCGGAGAAACAGUCUCUCCCCGGCAACCAUGCUGCUCGGCCUCCUCUUCCUCUUCUCCUCGACCGCCUCGGCCGCAUCAGCUGUGCUGGGCGUCGACCUGGGCACCGAGUACAUCAAGGCUGCCCUCGUCAAGCCCGGCGUUCCCCUUGAGAUUGUCCUCACCAAGGACUCGCGACGAAAGGAGACGUCUGCCGUCGCAUUCAAGCCCUCCAAAAGCGGUGCCCUCCCCCAAGGUUCUUUUCCCGAGCGCUUCUACGGCGCCGACGCCAUGGCCCUCCAGGCUCGCUUCCCCGGCGACAUAUACCCCAACCUGAAGCACCUCUUGGGUGUCUCGAGCGACAGCGAUGCGGUCAAGGUCUACAGCGGAAGAUAUCCAGCGCUCCACAUCACGCCCACCGAAGGACGCAAGACGGUCAGCUUCGAGAGCAGCAUCUUCUCCGCUGAGGAGGAGAAGAGCUUUUCGGUCGAGGAAGUGCUGGCCAUGGUCCUCAAGAAUGUGCGCGAGAAUGCAAAGGUACUGGCUGGUACCGGCUACGACGUCCAAGAUGUCGUCUUCACGGUUCCUCCCUUCUACACGGUGGAGGAGAGGCGCGCGCUCGAGGUCUCGGCGAAGCUCGCAGGCUUCAAAGUCCUCAGCAUUGUCAGCGAUGGCGUGGCUGUCGGUCUCAACUACGCGACCGGCAGGACGUUUCCCACCGUCAACGGCAAGGAGCCAGGCAAGCCCGAGAUCAACCUCGUCUUCGACAUGGGUGCUGGAUCUGCGUCUGCGACAGUUCUGCAGUUCCAGGGCAAGUCUGUCAAGGAUGUUGGCAAGCGCAACAAGACUGUUCAGGAAGUGAACGUCCUUGGAACUAGCUGGGACAGGACACUUGGAGGCGAUGCGUUGAACUCGCUUAUUGUUGACGACAUGGUCAACACCUUCCUCGACCUGCCCGCGGCGAAGAGCGCCUCCAUCACGGCUGAGAAAGUCAACACCCACGGACGAACCGCCGCGAAGCUUUUCAAGGAGGCUGAGAGGAUCCGUCAAGUUCUCAGCGCCAACCAGGCCACCCAAGCUUUCUUUGAAGGUCUCUUUGAGGACCUCGAUCUCAAGUACAAGCUCGACCGCCCCAAGUUCGAGCAGCUUACAGCCGACGUUGCUGCCCGUAUUGAUGGUCCCAUCCAUAAGGCUUUGGAGGCUGCUGGUCUGACUGUCGAAGAUGUCGAUUCUAUUAUUAUUCACGGCGGUGCUACACGCACACCCUUUGUGCAAGCUCGCCUGGAGGCUGUUGCUGGUAAGGACAAGAUUAGGGCCAAUGUCAACUCCGACGAGGCCGCCGUUUUUGGCGCAGCCUUCAAGGCUGCCGGGUUGAGCCCCUCGUUCCGUGUCAAGGAAAUCCGCGACUCCGAUACCCAGGGCUAUAGCCAUGGCAUCGAGUACAAGCACAACCUCAAGACCUAUGACAAGAAUAUCUUCACUCCAAGCACCAAGCUCGGCGCAACCAAGGACCUGCCUUUUAACAUGAUGGGCGAGUUCGAGUUAACCGUCUACCAGUCCGUCCCUCGCGUCAGUGGCAAGGACACCAAAGAGCCUACCCUUUUGUUCAAGAGCCUCAACUUGACCAGCACUGUCACCAAGCUGAUCGACACCGAUGGCUGCGACCGCGACUCUUUCAACAACUAUGUUCAGGUCAGGCUGAGCCCUGUCACCGGUACUCCAGAAGUCACAUCUGCUUGGGUCACUUGCGAAGCCACUGAUGAGAGCAAAGGUGGCAUUGUGGACGGCGUCAAGAACCUGUUCGGUAUGGGCGGUAAGAAGGACCAGGAGGCACUAAAGGAGGACGAGAGCACUUCUGAGUCUGCUUCUGCUUCCAAGCCUUCGUCUUCAUCCAAGUCUUCGAAGGGAUCCAAGUCCUCUUCCGCUGCGGCAGCUGAGGCCUCGGACGACGGAAAGCCUAAGAAGAAGAUAGUAAAGUCUGCAAUCACCUACGACGUUAGGCAGCUUGGUUAUGAAAAGCAUGCCCGUAAGGACUUCAAGAAGAUGCAAGAUAGACUUGCCGCUUUCGAUGCUUCUGACAGGGCUCGUCGCGUCCGUGAGGAAGUCCUCAACUCGCUCGAAGCCUUCACUUACCGUGCUCGCGACUACUUCGACGAUACUGAUUUCGUUGCCGUAUGCACCGAAGCGACUCGCACUGAGCUCAAGACAAAGCUCAACGAUGCUUCCGACUGGGUCCACUCCGAGGGCCCCAACGCUGACGAGAAGACUCUUCGCGCCAAGCUCAAAGAGCUUGAGGACAUUGUCAACCCCGUCCUUCGUCGUAGGCGCGAGUCCUGGAAGCGCCCCCGCGCCGUCACCGACCUCGAGGAGACUAUCGGUGGUAUGAAGGAAGUCCUUGAACUCAUCAACAACCAGAUUGCCGAGCAGGUCACGUACAGCUCUAAGAGCGCCGAAGCAGCAUCCAAGUCUUCUGCUUCGCCUUCGCCAUCCCCCUCGGUCGACCCACUCGAUGAUCUCGAGGAAGGUGACCUGGAAGCCGCCCCCUCUGCGUCUGCGACCCCCGAGAUCGAAGAAGUUCCAACCAUCUACACCGAGGAAGACCGCAUGAAGAUCGAGGAGGCGACAGCCAAGGCAAAGAAGUGGCUCGAGGAGACCCAGGCCAAGCAGAACAAGCUUCAGGGCCACGAUGAGCCCGUCCUCACCGUCGACGAGCUCAAGAGCCAGAAGAAGCAACUCGAUGAUGUCGUCAGGGAGAUGAUGAUGAAGAAGAUGAAGCACUUCAAGCCUCCUAAGCCCAAGGCGACACCCAAGCCCAAGGCAAAGAAACCCUCUAAGGCUAAGAAGAGUAGCACUGCCUCCGAGAAGCCAACAGAAACCCCCAUCGUUAAGGCGGAUGAGGCCGAGGCUGAGCAACCAGACGCACAAGCUCUGGCUGACCGCCAGCGUGAAGAGAUUGAGAACGAAGGCCCAAAGGUCGAUUCGUUUGGUAGCGGCGGCCCAACGGAGCAAGCGCUGAGGGAGGCGCUGGAGAAGGCAGGCGUCAAGUGGGAUCCGGAGAAGUACAAGAACUACGUCGGAAACAAGGACAAACACGACGAGCUGUAA